AAGUCGAAUUGGAUUUAUGUAUGUAGCUUCUACUGGCCUGAAUAUUUUCUUCGAAGCUUAUUUACGACGUUUCUCAUUGUCUAUGCUAUAGAUACGCAUCCCGAGCGAUACAUACGGUAUAAAGCUUUUAGUGACAAAUGUAUAGUAAAAAUGAAGGAAAACGCCGUACUUAAGUGGCAAAAAGUGUACAAUCCCACCGGCCCCCAGCCCCGACCUCGCCAUGGUCACCGCGCUGUCGCCAUCAAAGAUUUGAUGAUAGUUUUCGGCGGUGGUAACGAAGGUAUCGUUCACGAGCUUCACGUCUUCAACACCACUACAAACCAAUGGUUCGUGCCCGUCACCAAGGGGGAGGUGCCUCCGGGAUGCGCCGCAUACGGCUUCGUUGUCGACGGAACGCGUCUGCUGGUUUUCGGCGGCAUGGUGGAGUACGGCAAGUAUUCUAACGACCUGUACGAACUGCAAGCCUCCCGGUGGGAAUGGAAACGUCUGAAGCCGCUGCCGCCGAAACAGGGCUUGCCGCCGUGUCCUCGCCUCGGGCACAGCUUCACUCUACUCAACGGCAAGGUGUACCUGUUCGGUGGGCUGGCCAACGAGAGCGACGACCCGAAGAACAACAUCCCGAGGUACCUCAACGAUCUGUACACCCUCGAGCUGUAUCCCAGCUCCUCGAUGACGGUGUGGGACAUCCCGCUCACCUACGGACAGUCCCCUCCCCCGCGCGAGUCUCACAGUGGUGUUUCAUAUACAGACAGGCACAGUGGCAAAUCUUCACUUAUCAUAUACGGAGGCAUGAGCGGAUCCCGUCUUGGCGAUUUGUGGGUUUUAGAUGUAGACAGCAUGUCAUGGUCCCGACCUGAAGUGGGGGGACCGGCGCCACUGCCGCGCUCUCUGCACACAGCCACUGUAGUUGGCCACCACAUGUACGUAUAUGGUGGCUGGGUGCCGCUGGUACCUGAUGAAUCCAAGCUAGCCACCCAUGAGAAGGAAUGGAAAUGUACUAACACUCUUGCAUCACUAAAUUUAGAGAAUAUGACAUGGGACAACAUAGCUCUGGACAAGUUUGAAGAUUGUGUUCCAAGAGCGAGAGCCGGCCACAGUGCAGUCGCUAUACAGACAAGACUUUACAUAUGGUCAGGGCGAGAUGGAUAUAGAAAAACAUGGAAUAACCAGAUUUGCUGCAAGGAUCUGUGGUAUUUGGAAGUGGGUGUGCCUCCUCAAGCGGGUCGGGUGGCGCUGGUCCGCGCGGGCACGACGUCACUGGAGCUGUGCUGGCCGGCCAUGAACACGGUCACCACCUACGUUUUACAGGUGCAGAAAUGUGGCAAGGUGGCGCCGGCGAGGUUCCCGGCCGCCGCGGAACCGGUGGCCGCGCCGCCGCCCGCCUCGCCCUCCACGCAGCCCGAUGCGGCUAAAGCCUUCGGCCUCACCUCUCCUACAUCCAUCGGCCUGCCACCCUCACCUAUGGAGAUGCCCGCGCGCGCCGUGCCCGUCGUCGCCGCCGCCUCCCCUGUAGCCUCGCCUGUCACGACGCCACAGAAGAUCAUGUCCGGCGCUAUAAAGGUUCCCGCUCAGGCCGCCGUCAAGAUAUCUCCCGGAACGCCCGCGCUCAAACAAGCGACAUACCAUGGCAAGACAGUAGUAAAGUCUCCGGCCGGCUCGUCGCAGAUUAAGGUUGCGGCUGUGACGCCGCAGGGCGUGACGCGUAUAGUCAGCGCGGCGAGCACGCCGGGUGCCGCAGCCACCGCGCGCGUCAGCACGGCUCCGGCGCAGCUCGUGCUCGGCUCGGCCGCGGGCGGAACUCCACGCUUCGUACAAGUCAAGGCGGGCGGAGCGGCCGGCGUUCCUGUUAAACUAGGAGCCGGGAGCGCCGUCAAACUGGCUGGCGGACAGGUUCCCCUCAAGCUGGGAGCGGCCGGCAUCCAGGGCAUGCAAGGCAAACUGACGACGAGCGGCAUGCAAAAGGCCGGCGGCGUACUCAAACUAGGCGCCGGCAACGUCAAAAUCGGCACUAGUAACGUCUUAGUAAAAACUGCGGGCGGCAUGCCAGUGCAAGCGGGCGCGGGAAUACACAAAGUCGCCGGCGGAGUACCCGUUAAACUUGGCGGCGCUGGCUUACCUGUCAUAAGCAGUGGCGGAACGUUACAGCUCGCCGGCUCGCCGCUUCAAGGGCAACACAAGGCGCCAGUGUACAAGAUCGUCACAGCCAAAUCUGGUGAGCAGACAGUCACAGCGACGACGGCGGCGGCGGCCGCGGCGAGCGGCGCGGUGAUGCGGUCCGCCGGCGGCAACGCGGGCAUCCCCGUCAUUAUAAAGAAGACACCUGGCGGCGGCGCGCAGGCCUCCUCGGCCCCGCAAUACGUGACUUUAGUGAAGACCUCAACAGGCAUGACUGUAGCGACGAUGCCGAAGGUAGCUAUGAUGCAAAACCGACCCUCAGCGCCCGCGGGCGCGGCGUCCAGUACGGGCAUCGCCCCGGGCGCCACCAUUGUAAAACUAGUGUCUGCUAACACUGUAGGUGGCAACAAGAUCAUCACCCUGCCCUCUAAUAUGCUCCAGUUAGGCAAGGCAGGAGUUGGCGGCAAACAGACCAUCGUCAUCACCAAGUCAGCUAGUCAGGGCGCGCCGCCGGCCCCGCCGCAGUAGCACCAGUGAUUAUCUAACUUGUAAAUGUCUGUGAAACACUAUUAGUGAUUCGGUUGAACUAUAGUAUAUUUUAAAAUCAUAAUAUAGUUUAUGAGUUUUUUUUAUAUGUUAUAUGGGUCUGUGUAGAAAGUGUCCUCAUAGAGUUUUUACUAAAAUAUUUUAAUAAACUCCUAAUAUAAACAUUAUUGUAAUGUCCUGAUUUCCGCUCAUGUGUUAACUGAUUAAUGUUGAUCUGUCUUGUACCAUGAUGUAUUCCUGGAUGUGGCAGCAUACGCUGUUUUUCUAUGUGUGAUUCUGUAGAGUUGCUUACAUUGUGACUUGAUUUGACUUAUGUGAAAGUGCCUACCGAGCAAUUCGAAUCUUGCCACAUGCAUUACAACGGGCAAGAAUUGUGUAGAAUUGUCUCUUAACUUAUUAUUAGUUUAUAUUUCUAUUAUACAUAUAAAUAUUUUUUUACAAUAAUCAUGUAUUGACAAGUACAUCUCAUCUGUAAAUCAACUGGCAUUGUCUGAUUUGCUAAUCUAAACAGAAAGGACAACUUGAAUGUUCUGUCUUCCUCGUAAUGCUGAAAUUCUUAAAGUUCAUGUAAUGAUUUUAAAACCUUUGAAUGAGACGGUGUUUAGGAUGCUAGCUAUAAUUUGAAUAUUUAUGUUCUGGAGAAUGUUCCUAGUGGCUGCCUCCCCGGAGCCCACCAAGUGGGCUCCCGCAGCCACUAUGAACAUGAAGUCAGGACUUGUUUCUUAGUUUUAUUCAAAUCACGACAUAAUAUGCACUACUAUUUAAGUUUUAUAUGACAAGACGGGCAAGACGGUCUCUGGUGUUGGUAUGUUGUCCUCUGAUUAGCUGUGGGACCCCUGAGGCUAUUUUAGAUAUUGACUUGAUUUCUAAACCAACACUUGAGAUGGGUUUCAUUCGUCUAUCACCGGUAGAUAGACCGAUCAGUUGCGAAGGCACUUCCAAUAUUAUUUCAUUAUGACAAUUUUAUUGAUAAACAUUAUCAAUAAUUGUUCUGUAAGAGAUACCCGACAUAAAAAUGCAGAGUAUUAUUGUGAAAAUCUUAGAUUCUAUUAGGGUUUGCUCACAAGGAUGUAUGUCAAAUUAUUUAUUUAGAUUUUCUAUUUCACUGUAAUUAUAUUGUUGUAAAUAGUAGGUGUGCGGCGGUCGAUUAGGUACGUUUACAGAUAGGUAUUCCACUGCCAGUGGUCGGUUGCGCAAUUGUCAUGCCUACGUACAGUCGCUUUCAAUUUCGGUAUAAAAAAUAUGUCAUCAUAUCAUUCAUCGCACAGAUGAUGCCGCCUUUGGGUGAUCUAAAAAUACUCCUAUAAGAGAAUAGUGGACUGAACUUGAGACCGACUGCACGCAACUCACACCGCGUUGCUAUUUUACAAAUUUUAUUGUUGUCUUAAAUAUUUGAAUAUGUUCUCGUGAUAUGAUGUAUUCUGCAUUUUUAUACGUAUUGUUUAUUUAGUAUAAGUUAGGUAUACGUAUAGAAUAAUCACUAUCGAUAAGGUAAGCGAGGUAUGGAAUGUAAAUAUCAUUAAGUAGGUAAAUUUAAUGUUAUAGUUUGUUCAUAUUAUGUUCAUUUGCUUGAAUAAACGAUUUGGAUAAAA
This is a messenger RNA of Cydia strobilella, 4253 nucleotides long. It is a transcript of the gene Hcf, whose product is annotated as host cell factor 1. Gene Ontology annotation, biological process: regulation of DNA-templated transcription; chromatin remodeling. Gene Ontology annotation, molecular function: transcription coactivator activity; protein binding. The transcript has a single exon. The coding region runs from base 151 to 2643 and encodes 830 amino acids. NCBI's taxonomy places the organism in Eukaryota, Metazoa, Arthropoda, Insecta, Lepidoptera, Tortricidae. Gene Ontology annotation, cellular component: histone methyltransferase complex. The record is from RefSeq and is a predicted model, not a curated record.